AUGCUGGCACUGGCAGUUUCAGGACUCCUUGCCGCACUGGAGUCUACAGUCGUCGGGACAGCGCUGCCAUCCACCACUAGCGACCUUGGUGGUGGGGAGAGAUACGUCUGGGUCACGAUUGGAUAUUUUUUGACAAUGACUGCGUUUCAGCCACUGUUUGAUCAGCUUGCCGACAUCUUUGGUCACCAGUGGCUCGUCAUAUUUGCCGUUGCCCUUUUCGCACUGGGAAGCGACAUUUGUGGUGGCGCAAACACCAUAGAUAUGCUGAUUGCCGGGCGGGCUAUCCAGGGGUUUGGUGCCGGAAUAAACGUGUUGGUGGAAACCAUAGUAUGCGAUAUUGUGCCCCUGAGGGAACGCGGUUCAUACCUGGCUAUCAUAUUUGGGGGCAUAACGAUUGGUACAUCGAUUGGGCCUGUAAUUGCGGGCGUUAUUGUUCAGCAGACGACCUGGAGGUGGGUGUUCUACCUCAAUCUCCCCAUUGCCGAGCUGGGGCUCGUCCUGCUUGUUGCCUUUUUGCGCGUGAAGGGAACAUCAGGACCCCUGGGGGAGAACCUGAAGAAGCUUGACUACUUUGGGAACACGCUGUUCAUUGCGGCAUGUAUCUCAGCUUUGAUUGGGAUUUGCUAG
This is a messenger RNA of Monascus purpureus, 627 nucleotides long. The record is from the annotation of a GenBank genome assembly. NCBI's taxonomy places the organism in Eukaryota, Fungi, Ascomycota, Eurotiomycetes, Eurotiales, Aspergillaceae.